This is a messenger RNA of Centruroides sculpturatus (bark scorpion), 393 nucleotides long. RefSeq lists its product as uncharacterized. Lineage: Eukaryota; Metazoa; Arthropoda; Arachnida; Scorpiones; Buthidae. The coding region runs from base 1 to 393 and encodes 130 amino acids. The record is from RefSeq and is a predicted model, not a curated record. The transcript has a single exon.
AUGCAGAAAGAUUUACACAUGGUGUUCAUAGAUCUAGAAAAGGAGUAUGAUAACGUACCAAGGCAAGAUAUAUGGAGAUGCUUGAGGGAAAAAAAAAAUGUUCCAGAAAAAUAUGUUAGGUUCGUCAAGGAAAUGUACGAGGAAGCAGAGACCCAAGUUAAUAGUAGUGUGGGCACUACAGAAGGGUUUUUCGUUAAUGUUGGUUUGCAUCAGGAAUCGGCCCUUAGCCCUUAUUUAUUUGUCCUGAUAAUGGGCGUGUUAGUGUGUAACGAGAAGUGCGAGACUCCGUGGAGUAUGCUGUUAGCAAAUGAUAUUGUGCUGUGUGAACUUUUCCAAAUUAAUGCUGAGAAGAAACUGGAAGAUUGGAGAACAGUUUCGGAAAAAAAGGCAUGA